GUAAACAACAAGAAAAUUGAAACAUGGCAAUGGUAUGGGCAGCCUUCCUUGCUUGCAGCUUCUUGUGUACAAGUUCUCAGUACAUUUACUCGAAAGAAAACACUUGCUGCGCCAGUAAUGGAGAGACAAUAUCACAAAUUCGAGGACGUCUGAUUCAACAAGAGAGGAUCCAAGAACCUGUAGAUUCCCUCAGGCUGAUGGUGAGGAGACUCGAGGAAGAUGUAACCAAGACGCAUGGAGAUGUCCAAAUCGUCAAGAAAGGUUUAAAACUAGUGGAUUGUCAGGAUCUCUACAUGUAUAUUACCGGACACAAACAGUCUGGGGUAUAUACAAUUUAUCCUUUUGAUACCGAGACCAGGCUAAAAGUGUUCUGCGAUAUGGAAAAGGGGGACGGAGGGUGGAUAUUAAACUAG
This is a messenger RNA of Saccostrea cuccullata (small rock oyster), 413 nucleotides long. RefSeq names its product fibrinogen-like protein 1. The record is from RefSeq and is a predicted model, not a curated record. The coding region runs from base 24 to 413 and encodes 129 amino acids. The transcript is spliced from 3 exons. Lineage: Eukaryota; Metazoa; Mollusca; Bivalvia; Ostreida; Ostreidae.